This is a messenger RNA of Symbiodinium necroappetens, 594 nucleotides long. The record is from the annotation of a GenBank genome assembly. NCBI's taxonomy places the organism in Eukaryota, Dinophyceae, Suessiales, Symbiodiniaceae.
AUGGAUGCGCGUGUUGCGACGCAUGCGCAUCGAAGCUUCUCACGACUGCAGAGCCUGCUGAGACAGUGGGAGGCAGCUGAUAAAGUUGCGACGCACAAGCUGCAAGAGCUUGUCGACAGCCUGACGCGGCAAGACUACCUCUCGCCUGAGCAUGCGGGACUGUUGGGCGUGGCUGGCCUGAACUUCCAGGCCCUGCUGUCUGCGAGGGCGACCUUGGAGCGGCGCUCGCUCCAAGCUUGGGCCUCUUUGGAGAAGCUGCAGGCUGAGCUGAGCAACAUUGUGGAUGCUGUCAGCAUGCUCUCCGAGGAAUUGCAGAAGGAAGUCGGCUGCGCAGUCUUCAUGAAAGAGGCCGGCGCUAUGACGUUGAGCAAUGCAGCACACUUGGCGCACAAAGCGGCACAGAUGUUGCGUUCUGAAGUCCAGCUGCGCCACUCCCUGCUGGCCACGGCCAUGCCGGGCCUGCGCGGAAGAGAGGCGGAAGAGGAGCGCAGACGACUCCUACUCGUAUGGAUGGAGAGGCCCUUCAGCUCCAGCGAGGAGGUGGGCGACCCACUGCACUCAGUGAAUGCUGCGGUUAUGCUUGCCCUGUCUUAG